AUGACAGCCAGGAAUCCCAACUCCGAUCAGUUUGCACUUCUCGAGUUUAAGGAUCACAUUACCGGUCCUCAAAAUGUCUUGGCAAACAAUUGGACGGCCUCAACCUCUGUUUGCAAUUGGAUUGGUGUUUCUUGUGGCAUCCUCCAUAAAAGAGUUAUAGCUUUGAAUCUUACAAGCAUGAAUCUUAGGGGUACUAUCCCUCCACACCUUGGAAAUCUUUCAUUUCUACUCUCUCUCGACUUGAGUAGCAACCAUUUCUAUGGCCAUCUCCCUAAAGAAUUGGGCCAAUUGCAUCGUUUGAGGAUCAUUCGAUCAAGCUACAACUGUCUUAAUGGGGAAAUUCCAUCAUGGCUUGGGAACUUACAGAGAGUUCAAAGGCUGAAAAUGAAAAAUAAUAACUUUACAGGCACAAUCCCUGAAACACUUGUUAACAUGUCUAAUCUAGAGAUCUUGCACUUGGGAUUCAAUCAAUUAUCUGGUCAAGUUCCAUCUUCCAUCUUCAAGAUUUCUUCUCUCAAGAUUAUUGAUCUCUCCAGCAAUAGCCUAUCAGGUAGUUUGCCUAGUGAUAUGUGUCAACAUCUUCCCAAGCUUGAAGUGCUUUACUUGCAUAGAAAUGAAUUAUCCGGUAACAUUCCGUUAAGUAUGGACAAAUGCAACAACCUUAAAAUGUUGGCAUUAUCUAUGAAUCAAUUUACGGGGAUCAUUCCAAUAACUAUUGGAAAUUUGACACGACUCGAAGAAUUAGAUUUGAGGUUGAAUAACUUAGAAGGUCAAAUUCCUGAGGAAAUCGGUAAUCUUCUUGGUAUGGAAAUGCUUAUUAUUCAAGCAAUUAAAGGUCUUACAGGUCAGAUUCCAACUUCGAUCUUCAACAUUUCUUCUCUGAAGACUAUUGAUCUCUCCAACAAUAGCCUAUCAGGUAGUUUGCCUAGUGAUAUGUGUCAACAUCUUCCCAAGCUUGAAGUGCUUUUCUUGCAUAGAAAUGAACUAUCUGGUACCAUUCCGUCAAGUCAGAUUCCAUGA
Messenger RNA from Gossypium arboreum, 1020 nucleotides. RefSeq names its product LRR receptor-like serine/threonine-protein kinase GSO1. The transcript is spliced from 3 exons. Lineage: Eukaryota; Viridiplantae; Streptophyta; Magnoliopsida; Malvales; Malvaceae. The coding region runs from base 1 to 1020 and encodes 339 amino acids. The record is from RefSeq and is a predicted model, not a curated record. Gene Ontology annotation, molecular function: protein binding.